AUGGCAAUUGAUCUUAUGUAUGGUUGGUCUCCUAAACAGGGACUAUUAAAACUCACCUUGUGUUUUCUGUUAAAGAGAAAUGGGGCUCCUCUGACUGAUAAGCCACCCAAGCUUUUGUAUCCUAUGGAAAGUAAACUGACCAUUCAGGAGGCUCAGCUGGGAGACUCAGCUAAUCUAACCUGCAGAGCUUUCUUUGGAUACAGUGGAGAUGUCAGUCCUUUAAUUUAUUGGAUGAAAGGAGAAAAGUUUAUUGAAGAUCUGGAUGAAAAUCGAGUUUGGGAAAGUGACAUUAGAAUUCUCAAGGAGCAUCUUGGGGAACAGGAAGUUUCCAUCUCAUUAAUUGUGGAUUCUGUACAAGAAGGUGACUUGGGAAAUUACUCUUGUUAUGUUGAAAAUGGAAAUGGACGUCGGCAUGCCAGCAUUCUCCUUCACAAACGGGAGCUGAUGUACACAGUUGAACUUGCUGGAGGGCUAGGUGCUAUCCUUUUGCUGCUUGUUUGUUUGGUGACCAUCUACAAGUGUUACAAAAUAGAAAUCAUGCUCUUCUACAGGAAUCAUUUUGGGGCUGAGGAACUGGAUGGAGACAAUAAAGAUUAUGACGCAUACUUGUCCUACACCAAAGUGGAUCCUGACCAGUGGAAUCAAGAGACGGGGGAAGAAGAGCGCUUCGCUCUUGAAAUCCUACCUGACAUGCUUGAGAAGCACUAUGGAUAUAAGUUGUUUAUACCAGACAGAGAUUUAAUUCCAACUGGAACAUACAUUGAAGAUGUAGCAAGAUGUGUAGAUCAAAGCAAGCGGCUGAUUAUUGUCAUGACCCCAAAUUACGUAGUCAGAAGGGGCUGGAGCAUCUUUGAGCUGGAGACCAGACUUCGAAACAUGCUUGUGACUGGAGAAAUUAAAGUGAUACUAAUUGAAUGCAGUGAACUGCGAGGAAUUAUGAACUACCAGGAGGUGGAGGCCCUCAAGCACACCAUCAAGCUCCUGACGGUUAUUAAGUGGCAUGGACCAAAAUGCAACAAGUUGAACUCUAAGUUCUGGAAACGUUUACAAUAUGAAAUGCCUUUUAAGAGGAUAGAACCCAUUACACACGAGCAGGCUUUAGAUGUUAGCGAGCAGGGGCCUUUCGGGGAGCUGCAGACUGUCUCGGCCAUUUCCAUGGCUGCAGCCACCUCCACAGCUCUAGCCACUGCCCAUCCAGAUCUCCGUUCCAAUUUUCACAACACGUACCAUUCACAAAUGCGCCAGAAACACUACUACCGAAGCUAUGAGUAUGAUGUACCUCCUACUGGCACCCUGCCUCUUACCUCCAUAGGAAAUCAGCAUACCUAUUGCAACAUCCCUAUGACACUCAUCAAUGGGCAGCGGCCACAGACAAAAUCCAGCAGGGAGCAGAAUCCAGACGAGGCCCACACAAACAGUGCUAUCCUGCCGCUGUUGCCAAGGGAGACCAGUAUAUCCAGUGUGAUUUGGUGACAGAAAAGCAAGGGACAUCCUGUCCCUGGGAGCUUGAGUAGAGUCUGCAGUCCAGUGCCUGGAACUAAAUCCUCGACUGCUGCUGUUAAAAACAUGCAUUACAAUCUCUAGAACACGAGGAAAAACAGGGUCUUGUACAUAUGAUUUUUGCAGUUUCUUUGUAGCAUCGAUGUCUUGUUGUUUUACCACGUCUCUUACUCAUUACAUUUUUGACUUUGUUUUAUAUGUCACUGGAAUUUGUAAAUUUACAUUUUUUUAAAGAAGAGACUUAUGUGUAGAUAGAAAACCCUUUUUUGCUUCAUGAGUUUAGUUUUAGAAGGAGUUUCAUUUCCUUUUCUUGAUUUUGUUUUGCUUUUAACAUUUCCUUGGGGUGCUUGGACAAAUCCAUCUGAUGGGACAAGGAGCACCGGAUCCUCUCUUGGGUUCUACCUAGGAUCAGCAGGGCCACGCGGGCCUUCAGAGAGCAGUGCACCGACUGCCAGCAUUGCCAUUUGAGGGGAGAAAAACAAAGAAGAGAACACUUGCUCAUAGGAUGGCCCCGCCAAUCAGAGCCCUCAAUCUUUUCCUUGUCCCACCUCAUUUCCCACCUCUGCCCUUCUAAUGGCGGCAUGAUGUGUAAAUUCUGAGGAAGGGUGGGGGUGGGUCUAACUGUCUUAACAUUUAAUUCACUGCUGGUCAGAAUACACUCCAGACCCAAAAGUGUGCUAGUCACUUAACAGUGACCACUACAGCGUGCUAAGAAGAGAAGAUCAAGGGCAUGAAAAUGGGGGAAAGAGUGUUGUUUCCGUUUUUUAAAUGAGUUGAUGUACCCUUAUAUAAAUAUAUAAAUAUAUAUAAAUAUACAACAAAACAAACAAAAAACAAAAACAAAAAACAAAAAAACAAAAAACAUAAAAAAAGUAAGCCCUAUAUUUGAUCACUUCCUGGAAAGGCAUGAAUGUGUUUGUGGCUGUUUUUGUUUGAUAUUCUACUUCCUCUUUUCCCUCUGUAUUUUUUUCUGCAAAUGAGAUUAUGUGCAAAUGCCUGGCAAGUUAACUCAAAGGGGUGAAUCAAACAGAAGUCAAAAUGAAAUUUACAUUGAAGGCUUCCAAACCAAAGGGAAGAACAGGAUGUGUCAUCAAAUAUGUUUUGUCACCUUGUAUUAUACAAAAUGUUAUUUUCUAAAGAGUCAGAACAAAUCUGUGAAACUUAUUAUGGGGUUCUCUUGUAUUAAAUGUUAAUUCACUGUAUUUAAUUUUCAAUGCUACAUACAGAAUCCAGUGUUUGGUUUCAGUUUGUGAACAUAAGUAACACUUAUUAAUAUCCAAGUGUUUAAAUAAGAACUCAGGAGGUCAAAUAUAUGAAUAC
Messenger RNA from Myotis brandtii (Brandt's bat), 2820 nucleotides. RefSeq names its product interleukin 1 receptor accessory protein-like 1 (gene IL1RAPL1). The coding region runs from base 1 to 1473 and encodes 490 amino acids. Gene Ontology annotation, biological process: signal transduction; negative regulation of exocytosis. The record is from RefSeq and is a predicted model, not a curated record. The transcript has 7 exons. NCBI's taxonomy places the organism in Eukaryota, Metazoa, Chordata, Mammalia, Chiroptera, Vespertilionidae.